Messenger RNA from Xiphophorus maculatus (southern platyfish), 1088 nucleotides. Its product is annotated as type-2 ice-structuring protein-like. Bases 211 to 861 code for a protein of 216 amino acids. Lineage: Eukaryota; Metazoa; Chordata; Actinopteri; Cyprinodontiformes; Poeciliidae. The transcript has 10 exons. The record is from RefSeq and is a predicted model, not a curated record.
UUCUGCUCACCGUUUGUUGUUACUGCGUACGGAUGUCGGAUCCUGUUCAGUGCCUGAGAACUCAGUAGUUAGGUUGGUUCGGCGUCACUGUGCUGUUUUCCUUCUGCCUCAUUUCAAAUCAAGACUGAAGCUGCAGGCUGAAACUCGCCAGACUGAAGACAAGAAGAAAAUCCAUUUAUCACCACUGGUUGCCUCCCAGUCAUCUCCACCAUGAAGACCCUGAGUUUGUCUUGGUUUGGAUUCACCAUGUUGACUUUGGUCCAUGCAGCCUCCAUUCCAGACCCAGACUAUCCUUUUGGUCCAACAGGAGACGCUCCGUUCGCUGACUAUCCUGAUCAGCCACCAACCGAGGACGCUCCGUUCGUUGACUAUCCUGAUCAGCCACCAACCGAGGACGAUCUGUUCGCUAUCUAUGGUGAUCACCCACCAACUGAGGAUAGAGACUAUCACUUGGACUUCACUUGCCCUGAUGGAUGGACGAUGCACAGCACUCAGUGCCUCCUCUUCGUUCCCCAGAAUAUGACCUGGAAAGACGCUAAGGAAAACUGUGCAUCCAAACAUGAAGGUUCACUCGCUGCUGUAUAUAAUGACAUACAAGCUCAAGAGAUUUACAAGGAGAUGGAAAGUGUUGGACAUCAUGGCGGACAAGUGUGGGUUGGAGGCAGCAAAACAUCAAAGGAUUCUUCUUGGUCCUGGGAGAAUUCUGUUUCCCCUGACUUUGCUAAGUUUUGCGAUGAGCAAAGUUCAAAGGAUGAGAACAACUGUCUGCAGCUCUCCUUUGGUGAUGACGACUCUGGAUGCCUGAGUGGCACCAAAUGUGACGCUGGGCUCCCAUCUGUCUGUGCGAUCCUCCUCUACUAGCUGACAUGAAUCCUCAGCAGAUACGAGUUAACAUGCCUGUUGGCCACCAGUCAUUUCCUUAAAUGUUUCUGCUCUGUUGCUUUAAUAUCACAAAAUCUGACCAAAAAUGUACAAUAUACUCAGUUUAGUCCCUAUAGGCACAGAUGCCUUCUGAUUGUAAUGCAAGAGAAAUCAACCUGUCCUUUCUAAUAACUUUCCAAAUAAAAUCUUUAGCAUUGAUAAAAAAA